UGGAAUUUUGAGGUUAUAUUUACUUUUGUUUUGAAAUUGAAUUCGUAGGUGUCAGUUAUUAUUAAAGAACUAAACAAUUUGUAACAAAAAGAAUUAAAUUUCAGCAAUAAAUAUUAAAUUAAAUAUAUAGAUCAUGUUUAAGCUUCAAUCAAUGUCAGCAGAUGAUUAUAAAACAGAUGGUUUUAAAUAUAAAAUUUUUUACGCAUUUCAUCAAACACCAUUUGGAAAGUGUCUCAUUGGAAUUUUAAAUAAUAAAGAAAAAGCAAUUUGCCAUUUAUCUUUUGUCAAUAAAAAUGAGAGUACAUCAUUAGAAUCUUUGAAAAAGCGCUGGACACAAAAUGAAUUAAUUAAAAAUGUUAAGGAGACAACUGAAUACGUAGAAAUAAUUUUUUCACCCAAUUUUAAAGGAUUAAAUGAUGAAAAUUCUGAUUUGGACGAUGUAAUCUAUAUUGUUUUGAAAGGAACAGAGUUUCAAAUAAAAGUUUGGACACAAUUGAUUGAAAUACCAUGUGGUUCGACAACAACUUAUGAAAAAAUUGCUCAAGCUAUUGAAAAACCAACAGCAAUUCGUGCCGUGGCAAAUGCAAUUGCUAAUAAUCAAUUGGGAUAUUUGAUUCCCUGUCAUCGUGUUAUGAGUAAAAAUGGUUGCAAUAAAUACGAAUGGGGAGUGGAACGAAAAAUAGAAAUUUUAAAUUACGAAAAGGAAUUAACAAAUUAAAUCUUAAUUGAAAAAUAUAUAAAUUAUUCAUAAUGGAUUUAAAGAAGAAAUAAUUAUUAUAUGUAUUAUCAAUAGUUUAUUUUUUUACUUAAAAAAAUCGAUAAAUAUAAUAAAAUACACAACUGCACACUAAUACACUGAGUAUGUAAAUUUAAAAAAUAUAUGUUUAUAUAAAUUGUAUAAAGUGUGCUUCAUUUUUCAUACUCUGUAAAAAUAUGCAGUACUCUCUCUCCCUCUCUUUCUAUUCUCUUGUAAAAAGUACACAUUCAAAAUUUUUUUUUAAAUUCUGUUUCGUGGCGAUUUUAGACAUGUUUCAAAAAAAAAUGAUUUCAUUUAAUAAAUAGGAACAAUAUUUAAAAAUAUAUAAUAUUUCAAUUAUAUUUUUAUUUUAUUAACGAAACAGUUUGAAAUCGUCACAAUUCAUUUUUUACAGUUUUAUAUUUAAAAAGGUUUUCUUUGACAUAAAGAGACAAUUUUUUCUUUUCUAUUUGAAAAGAAAUGUAUUUUAUUUAAUUUGCAUUUAAACGUAUUUAAGAAUUAUAUUAUAAGUACGAGGCGUUACUACUUGGUAGUAAAACGGCAUUGACGGUGAACAGAUUAAAUAAAUUUUUUGUUCCUUGAGACGCCGUCGAAUCACAUUUAAUUGGAGUUUACAAUUGUAAUUUAAAAUUCAAUCACUCCAUAUUAUUAUUUCUAAGUCACAAGCGCACUUAUACAUGGAAGUUUCUUAAGAAUUUUAAUUCUAUACACUAUAGUUCUAUUUAAAUAUACAAAUAUUUACAAUCAACUAUUCACAAACUAAAAUAUAAAGCGUUAAUUAAAUAUUCGAUGGACAUUCCAAGAAGUGUUUUCAUUUAAAGAUUUUUAAGUAUUUCAUCAAAUUUUUUUUUGGCGUCUAGAUUAACUUAGAAAACAUUGAGGUAUUAAAAAUCAGCCUUGAAACUUAUAUUGUGUGGCAGUUUAAAUGUUUGGAAGCUUUUAAUCAUUUCUGAUCUUUUCCUUUUUUUUAGCAAUUUGAAUAAUAGAAUUACAAUAAUAUGGUAGAAAAAUACUUUACGGUGGAUAAAAAAUAGU
This is a messenger RNA of Leptopilina boulardi, 1792 nucleotides long. RefSeq names its product bifunctional transcriptional activator/DNA repair enzyme Ada (gene agt). Bases 134 to 718 code for a protein of 194 amino acids. NCBI's taxonomy places the organism in Eukaryota, Metazoa, Arthropoda, Insecta, Hymenoptera, Figitidae. Gene Ontology annotation, molecular function: methylated-DNA-[protein]-cysteine S-methyltransferase activity. Gene Ontology annotation, biological process: DNA repair. The record is from RefSeq and is a predicted model, not a curated record. The transcript is spliced from 2 exons.